Messenger RNA from Vidua chalybeata, 3519 nucleotides. It is a transcript of the gene BSDC1, whose product is annotated as BSD domain containing 1. The record is from RefSeq and is a predicted model, not a curated record. NCBI's taxonomy places the organism in Eukaryota, Metazoa, Chordata, Aves, Passeriformes, Viduidae. Bases 634 to 1887 code for a protein of 417 amino acids. The transcript is spliced from 11 exons. Gene Ontology annotation, cellular component: cytoplasm.
GACACCGGCACCGCCACCCUCUCCCAGCGCAGCGGGGACACCGCGGCUACCGGGACAGGCGGAGACACCGCCAAGGAUCGUCCUGCCCGGCCCCUGGGGUCCGUCCCGCCCGGUACCGGGGGUCCCACACCCCUCCAAGGGCCGUCCCAGCCGGUACCGCGUCUCCGUUCUGGCCGGUGCCAGGAGUCCCACAUCCCACCAAGCUCCGUCCUGCCCGGUGCCAGCAUCCCUUAGAACGCCAAGGUACCGGGAUACCCCACCGCGCCAUAACCGUCCUGCUCGGUACCGGGAUCCCUCCCUGCUCCAAGGACCGGUACCGGGGUCCCACACCCCGCCAAGGACCCGGUACCGAGGGUCCAUCCUGCCCGGUACGCACCGGAUGGCCCGGAACACCAAGGGCGGUCCUUCCCAGUACCGGCAUCCCCCAGAACGCCAAGGGCCACCCUGCCCGGUCCCGGGAUCCCCCGCCGCGCUAAGGACCGACCUCCCGGUGGCGGCAUCGCCCGGCACGCCAAGCACCGUCCUGCCCGGUACCGGGACCCCUCCCUGCUGGAGGACGGCGGCUGGUGGCGGAGCUGGCUCCAGCAGAGCUACCAGGCCGUCAAGGAGAAGUCCACAGAGGCUUUGGAAUUCAUGAAGAGGGACCUGGCUGAGUUCACCCAGGUGGUGCAGCACGACACCGCCUGCACCAUCGCCGCCACGGCCAGCGUGGUCAAGGACAAGCUGGCAAGGGCAGAAGGCUCAGGUGCCACUGAGAAGGUGAGGAAGGGCCUGUCUGACUUCCUGGGGGUCAUCUCGGACACCUUUGCUCCCUCUCCGGACAAGACCAUUGACUGUGACGUUAUCACACUGAUGGCAACGCCCUCGGGUACCACCGAGCCCUACGACAGUGCCAAGGCUCGUCUCUACAGCCUCCAGUCCGACCCAGCCACCUACUGCAACGAGCCCGAUGGCCCUGCUGAGCUGCUCGAGGCCUGGCUCGCUCAGUUCAACCUGGAGGAGAAGAAAGGGGAGAUUGCAGAGCUGCUGGCAACCAGCCCUUCCAUCCGGGCACUCUACACCAAAAUGGUCCCUGUGGCUGUUUCCCACUUGGAGUUCUGGCAGCGCUACUUCUACAAAUUGCAUCGCCUGGAGCAGGAUGAAGCUCGGAGGGAGGCUCUGAAGCAGCGAGCAGAGCAGAGCAUGCACCAAGAGGAGCCUGGCUGGGAGGAGGAUGAAGAGGAGUUCUUGGGGAUGUCCCCCCUGCCUUGUGCAAACACCACAUUUCCAGGAGCAGCACAGAAAGAACCCACCUCAGAGGGAAACCACCCCGCUGCUCCCCAGGGCCCCUCUGGGGAGAGCUGGGCUGUGCUGCCCCCAGAGCUGGUGCCAGUGGAGCAGAGCCCCUCGGAGAGCAGCGAGAGCGUGUCCCUUGUGACUCAGAUUGCAAACCCUGCCCCUGUGCCUGCCACCCAGCUAGAGACUGCAGCUCCGCCCGUGGGCACCGGCCACCUCUCCCAGAGGCUGGUGGAGGCCACCUUGGAAGAGCAGAGCUCCCUGCCAAAGCCCCCAGAAGCUGCUCAGCCUUCUGCACCUGCCCAGGAAUCAGCAGCAUCCUCGGAGCCGGCAGCUGGAACGGAGCUCAGAGAGCUGGAGAGCAAAGGCCAGGGCAGGACAGAGACUCUGAGGGAGGAAGGGCCCACAGAUCUGAGAGUCUUCGAGCUCAACUCGGACAGUGGCAAAUCCACCCCCUCCAACAACGGCAAGAAAGGUUCCAGCACGGAUAUCAGCGAGGACUGGGAAAAGGACUUUGAUCUGGACAUGACGGAAGAGGAGGUGCAGCUGGCGCUCUCCAAGGUGGAAAUGUCUGGGGAGCUGGAAGAUGAAGAGUGGGAAGACUGGGAAUAAAGCAGCUGCUUCCAGUGUGUGUCACAGGCUCAUUUCCACCAUCGAAUGUGAAUUCAAUCUCGGACCGGCUGUUCCUUUGUGUGUGACUGUGCUGGGGGUUGCAGUUCCAGGCUGGAGGAGUUCCACUCCUGCUAAAACCUGGGGGCAACUCAAGUGACCCCUUCAGAUCCAGGAGGAGGAAGCAGGAGGUCACUGGCACACAGGAGCCCGACUUCUCCAUAGGUCCCAGAGACUGGCCAAGCCAAAACUGACCCUGGUGUGUUGGGAAGAGGCAGAGUGAGGGGUCCCUGGGGCCAGCUGGGCACUCAGAGCCCAGCCAGGUGUGCUGGGUGCUGCCAGGCUGCCAGCUGGCUCCCUCCUUGCUUGUGUGUGCACGUGUAACCUACAGCUGAGAGGCUCCUGGACGUGGCUGUGCCUGCUCCGCUCGCUGCUCCGCAAUUCCCACCUGGAAAGCAGCACCCAGGGAGGGCUGAGGGCUGGAGGUGCUGCAGAAAAAGGCACCUGGCUCGUGGCUUUGACCCUGGAAGGAGCCAAACCCCCUGCCAAACCCUGAGCUUCUGCCUGGCUUUUUGUCUUGGAAGCUUUUUCUCACGGAAACUCCUGUUUCCAGCAGUUCCUCGAAGAGCCAAGGCCUGCUGCUCCCCCACUUUUGCAGCUGCACCACCUUCCUGCUCUGGGUUUUGUGUCUUUCUAGUUAAAUUCUCCAAGCAAAAUCCUCGUGGCUUGCUCUUACUCGAGGCCUGCUGGGCUGGCAGUGGUUUGGGUCAGCUGGGAACAGAACCCCUCGUGUUGGUGGCCAGUUCAGCCCUUGCAAAGGCCCAGCCUGACCCACUGAGCACUUCAACCUCUGCUUGGCCAGCCUGGGGAGAGAGAGGCUCCCAAACGUGGGUGGUCCCUGCUGGCUGAGGCUGUGUGUCCCCAUCUGACCCCUGUCCCACCCGUGCCAGGCCCUGCAGCCACCACGAGCUUUGCUGUGCUCACUUGGGUUCCUUCAUUGCUCGCUUCACUUCUCUCAGCCCCACGGCCUCUUUUUGGGGCAGUUUCCUUGUCACAACACGAGAUGUUGCUAAUGCAGUUAUCCCAAGGGGACAGUGCUGCUCUCCCUGGCCUUUGGGGUGGUGGGGUGACACUUUCUGCCUUUGUCCUGCCCCUUCCAGGGCUGGAGGUUUCCUGCUGGGUUUGGACAGCACUAAACGAGGUGCACUUGGAAGAGUUGGGGUUUUAAGGUUGGGUUUUCCUUCUUUAGGGUGACUCCUGGUGGGAGCAUCCCUCUCCUGCCAAAGCCCUGGGUCCAGCAGAGCCUCACCUUGUCCUGGCUCGGAUUAUGGUGGGCAGGGGACACAGGGGACACCAGAGGGGACCUGGGGCUGCUGUGAGCCCCAGCUGAUCCCACAGCAGAGCUCGAGGGUGCAGCAUCUGUGUCACUUUCUUUUCUUCUUUAGUCGAAUUAACCGUUGGGUUGGUUGUGCAAUAUUCUCUGUUCUUGAACUAUUCCGCAUCUCCCUGAGCCUUUUCUAGCUGGGGUGACAAACCAGGAACAAUUCUAACAGCUGGUAGUUUUGUAACGAUGACUUUCUCCAAACCUUUUACAGACUUGCAGUUAACAGCAAUUAAAGGAGUUCUCAGAGUCUC